AUGCUCGGGCGUCUUCUUUCAAUAUCCUCGUCCAAUACUCCAAAGGCCCCAGCCAACGACGAAGCCGAGGAUGCUCAUACGAGGGCUCUUCUUUAUCAAGCAAAUAACACAGUCAGCACUUGCAACUGCUCCGAGGAGGGAGGAAAAGGUUGUGUUCGCGAUGUCAGAGUCAUUAUAGCACAAGAUUCCGUCAAUGGGGAUACAAAGCUGACAAUCUACGACUCCGUUCCCAUCCAAAACCCUCAGAGUCUGGGUUCACGGAAAGCCGAUUCUCCUGGUCUCUCGACAACAUCUGCUCCUAGAAACAGGAGAAGAUCUGGUGCCCGUUUAUCGGUGUCCGGGAUUCAAUUUUCCCCAGCCACCGGAGCUGAGGAUGAAAGAAAGGUGCUCCAGGAAUGUAUGUUCGGUUCUUCGAUACUGGCAUACAAAGGCCCAAGUACCAAAGUACAUGUCCUGCCAUCGGCCCCUCAGACUACUACACCAACUGUUAGUACAAUAUCAUCAAGUGUUCCGAACACACUACGAAGAAAUCCAUUGAAGGCUCCUGUCAUGGGCCAGAUAUCCGCCUCCGCACAAGAUUUGACCGCUGGCGCCACUCAAGAGGACAUCAAGAGCGUUUUAAUCACCCGCACCUUCAAUGUCAUCUUACCUUCGUCAUCUAGUGCGACAUCCGUCCCUCAGCAGCACCAUCAUCAUCAUCAUCAUCAUCACCAUGUGUCGUUCAAAGUUCCCUCAAGAGAAGAGCUGCCAGUUACUCCUAGUAGCUCAGUGGGCUCAACUCAUGGGUUUCCUUUCCCUAAUAUGGGCUCAAAAAUGAACACUCCACCUAGUGCUCUGAAAGCUGUCAAACCACCGAAGACUAUCAGUUACGCCAUUGGAUUGAUCAUCUCCAUUCCGAACAACUCCGCCCACCAGUCGUCGAAUGUUCGACAAACAAAGCCACUAGGUGACGUCGAGUUCAUAGACCCUCUAGCUACUAUUCGUCGACCAAGCCAAGCUCCCUUGCCAGACGAACUGGCGGAGAACUUGGUAGAUAAUAGAAUGGAUCUUGUGACUAAGAAUUGGGAUAUCAUCACUCGGACACUUAAUGAAUUGCAAAUUGUGGCGACACAACGGAUCACAUCUGCAUUAACUGCGAAGGCCGCUAUAUUGUCACCACCGACUUAUGGCCCCCAGAGAAAGACGUCCUUAGAUACAGCGUCUUUAAUGAAUGACCCUAUCAUCAAAGAAGAAGUAGAAAGACAGCGGUGGAGAAUCACCACUGGCCUCCAAAUACCUCGAGUAAUCACUGGACAAGGCCGCUGGAGCGAAUGGAGGGAGGAAGCUAAAUGGGCUGGUACGACCUUUGGUGGGAGAGAUCGAAACUUUUUUUUCCUCACCCUGUUAACGGCUUUCCUCGGUCAUCAUCCCGACUGGCUGGACGUGCUCGCUCCGCCAGUGUAUCGUCGGAGGCAUGUUCAGAGGCAGCGAACACUCGGCAAGGAGGAUGCAUAUCUACCUUCCAGGACGGUCAUUGUUUGCGACAGCAAGCUUGUAUCACGACGACUCGUCUAUCUAUUGGCGGCAUUUCUUCCUGAGCGUUCAUCUCCUACGACCCACUGGACAGGCGACUACACCUCGUCGAACCGUAGCACAGUUAGUGACGAUGGUCUUGGGCGUUCUCCACCGAGCAAGGGGCCAGAUUUCAAACGAGAGAUCCGUCGUGUCCCGAGUAAACUCAGUAUGGUUGAGGGGGUAGAUGAGAACGAUACUCUGACGAGCACGUGGGAUGUACCCAAAAUCAUGAACAGCCAUGCGGGCGAUAGGGACGGGAGUUCCUCUAGGAUAGGCACCUCCCUGCCUACUCAUUUUGGCACUGCGCAGUUACCCAUCCCGUUCUCAACCCCCCGUAAAGCGCCAAGUACCACCACAACGGAUAGUAUUGCUCCCCACCCAGCAAACCUGAGCUCCUCAUUCAAAAAGGAGCACUCUGAGCCCCGCCCUGGAAGCAGUGGCUCAUCAGUCAGCGUCGGGCUCAUGCAGACUUUAAGACGGGGUGGUAGCAAUAACACGAGUGGAAAUACGAAUGAGUCUUCUGGCGGUACUAACGCAAGCGGCUGGGGUAGCUUCUUGAGCAGCAUAUGGUCAAGUCCAAGAAGUCGUGGUAGCGCAAGCAUCGCUAGUAGCUUGGCAUCGACGGUCGCCGAUGACACAAAUGCAGAAAGUGGAAGGCUGCGUCGCACAGAAACUGGUUUGUCGGAUCAUGUGUACGACAGCGACAUCCAUGGCUAUCUAGGGCUAUAUGACGGACAAGGGGAUGAGGCGACACGGCCACUUGCAUUCAGCCCACCCACGCACUGGCACCAGGAUGGGAUACGUACCCCGGGUUUUGAGGAGAGCACCCUCAGAUAUUCUGUGGACGACGACGGUAUCAUCGAUGUUGAUAUCCCGAUGGGAUUGCCCGCGGUGCAACCUAAUUUCGACGUAGGAGGGCUGGGGGCUAUUGGAUCAUCACCAUUGCCAUCAUCACCCACAUCAACCACUGCUGCGGAGUCUUCAAUGGAAAAUUCGGUUAUAUCUCUCUCCGCGUUGACACUUCUCCCACCCUUUCCGCAAGCGACUGGAGAAAGUGAUACUACAGGUAAUGUCGCUGCGGAACUUGAUCGGUUUCAUCCGGAUUUUAUCCUUCAGGCCGUAAAGUCCUAUCGAGAUCUUGAAAAGGACGUUCGUCGCGGAAUGCAGUCCGAGCCAACACCAGCAUUAAUCCCCACGCCGGCGAACGAAAAUGGUCGGGAAGAAGCAAAAUGGAUCGAUAUCUGCAGCACCCUCAUCGCUGAUACUAACACGAUGAAGAUCAAGCGGUUAACGCUCCGGAGGAAGAAAAAGCCCACACCAUUUUUCUCGCAGCAUCUUACUCCAGCACAACUCGUUGCUCACACUUUUAUAAGGGAAGAGCAUGAAGAGGAAGAAUUCGUUGAAGAGGAUGUUAUGGAUAUGGAAGAGCUACUCGUUUCGGCAGUUGAGAAAGUGAUAUCGGAAUCUCCUCCAAAAUCCGGACUUCCCUCGCGAACUGCGAGUGUCAAAUCGCCGAAGGCGAGGCCUCAGAACUCGCGUAGACGCACAGAUGUGUCUGAUAGCAAAGCUGCCAACCAUGACACUAGGAAGGCUGUUUUAGGGUCACUCGAGGACGUCGUGCGCAAAGUUGCAGACGAUCGAAAUGCCCUCGUUGAAAACGUUCUCACAGAGGGCGUGGCUAGAUGGCUGAAUGAGCUAGAGGACGCAGGGGCAGUGUAG
Orbilia oligospora ATCC 24927 is the source of this 3273-nucleotide messenger RNA. RefSeq lists its product as uncharacterized. Lineage: Eukaryota; Fungi; Ascomycota; Orbiliomycetes; Orbiliales; Orbiliaceae. The transcript is spliced from 2 exons. Bases 1 to 3273 code for a protein of 1090 amino acids. The record is from RefSeq and is a predicted model, not a curated record. Gene Ontology annotation, molecular function: ATPase inhibitor activity; protein-folding chaperone binding. Gene Ontology annotation, cellular component: cytoplasm.